GUUUCAAAGAUGGCGGCUUCCAUAAGCGAUGAGAUUCAGAGCAUAUCUCUCCACAAUCUUCGUCCUGUGGUGUUCCACGGUUAUAUUUUCCCAUUUAUUUUUCUCUAUGGCAUUUGGCUGUAUUUUUGGGUUGGUGUCUACGGCAUAAAUGAGUACUUUGAAGCCGGUUUGAUCGCUUUAGCAAUUGUCGGAUGUAUUCAGAUACUGGUUUGCCUGUUCUGCCAUUGGUCUGUGCACGUCCGGUGUUCACUCACGUGUACAACGGAAAAUGAUCCUUACAAAGCAGAAUGGCUGAAAGUGGUACCUACUGAAAACAAUGGAUACCCAGAUAUCAUCAAGCUCCAUCAUGACAAGGCAAAAGAGAGCAAGAAGCCACAGCUUUGGUUCAUCUUCCAGAAGACCAAGUACAUCUAUGAUGCCGAGGAAAAGAAGAGAUUCCAGUCCGUACAGUUCCCUACAAACCUGCCCCUGAGAGACUAUCAGAACUGGAAGGGCUACACAGAAGACACAGAGGUGGCUGAAGCCAAGGACAAAUACGGAGACAAUGAUCUCAACAUGGAGCCGCCCAUGUUCAAGGAUCUGUUCAAGGAGAGAGCAACAGCUCCAUUCUUUGUCUUCCAAGUCUUCUGUGUUGGUCUUUGGUGUUUAGAUGAGUAUUGGUACUACAGCAUCUUUACACUCUUCAUGCUGGUGACAUUUGAAGCCACCUUGGUACAGCAGCAGCUCAGGAACAUGGCAGAGAUCAGGAAGAUGGGAAACAAACCAUUCCACAUCCAGGUGUACCGUAACCGCAAGUGGCGUCCCAUUAUGAGUAAUGAACUGGUACCUGGUGACAUCUGCUCCAUUGGGCGUUCACAGAAUGAGAACCCGGUACCCUGCGAUAUGCUUCUCUUGAGGGGACAAUGUAUCGUGGAUGAAUCCAUGCUGACAGGCGAGUCUGUACCCCAGAUGAAGGAAUCUAUUGAGACAUGUGAAGGAGACGAAAUCCUGGACAUGCAGUCAUACAGCAAGCUGCAUGUCAUCUUUGGUGGGACCAAGGUUGUUCAGCACUCACCACCUAGCAAGUCAGCAAGCGGACUCAAAGCUCAUGACAAUGGAUGUAUUGCCUAUGUUCUCCGCACUGGGUUCAACACAUCACAGGGGCGUCUACUACGCACCAUCCUGUUUGGGGUCAAGAGAGUCACAGCCAACAACUUGGAGACAUUCCUCUUCAUCCUGUUUCUACUGGUCUUUGCCAUUGCUGCAGCAUCUUACGUGUGGAUCGAAGGUACCAAGGAUCCGGACAGGAAUAAGUACAAGUUGUUUCUGGAGUGCACGCUGAUCCUCACCUCUGUGGUCCCCCCUGAGCUGCCCAUAGAACUCUCCCUUGCAGUCAACUCCUCCCUGCUGGCACUCAGCAAGCUUGGUGUGUAUUGUACAGAGCCAUUCAGAAUCCCUUUUGCUGGGAAAGUUGACAUGUGCUGCUUUGACAAGACAGGGACUCUAACCAGCGACAACCUGGUGGUGCAGGGAAUAGCUGGACUCAAGGGAGGUUCCAAGCUCUGUCUGAUUGCUGACUGUCCCAUCGAGACACAUCAGGUGCUAGCAACCUGCCAUUCAUUGGUGCAGCUGGAGGAUACCAUAGUCGGUGACCCAUUGGAGAAGGCAACACUCACUGCUGUGGACUGGACACUUACCAAAGGUGACGUAGUUAUUCCGCGCCGCAUCCGCAGCCAGCCUCUCAAGAUAGCCCAGCGGUAUCACUUCUCUAGCGCCCUCAAGAGGAUGGCUGUCUUGGUAUCCAUGCAGGAAGCAGGGUCAACAGAGAACAGCUUCAUGGCCACCGUCAAGGGGGCACCAGAGACUCUCAGAGCCAUGUUUUCUACCGUUCCUGCUGACUAUGAUGCUGUCCAUUCACAAAUGUCAAGGCUUGGUGCUCGGGUGUUAGCCCUCGGGUACAAGAAACUGGGACAUCUGUCAUCACAGCAGAUACGUGACAUGCACCGUGAUGAGGUGGAACACAAUCUUCUCUUUGCUGGUUUUGUCAUAAUCUCCUGUCCCCUCAAGAAUGACUCCAAGGCCGUUAUCAAGGAGAUACAGCAUGCCUCACACCAUAACGUGAUGAUCACUGGUGACAACCCCCUCACUGCCUGCCAUGUUGCCAAGGAACUGAAGGUUACCAAGAAACAGCACACACUGAUUCUCAGUCCUCCCCAGAAUGAUGGGAGUACCAGGAACUCUGACACCACCACACAGAACCAUUUGGAGGAAACAGACGCCAAUAUUCCGCUCAAAGGGUGGCACUGGCAGUCGAUAGAUGACACAGUUACUCUACCCAUGACGCCUAGCAGUCGAAGGGAGCAGCAAGAACUGAUUCAACAGUACGAUUUGUGCAUGACUGGCGAGGCUUUGCAGUACCUGCAGACAACAAAUGUAAAGUUCUUCAGCAGUGUGCUACCCUACAUCAAAGUGUUUGCCAGGGUCGCCCCAAAACAAAAGGAAUUUGUGGUGACAUCACUAAAAAGACUAGGGUAUACAACACUGAUGUGUGGAGAUGGGACAAACGAUGUAGGAGCUUUGAAACAUGCUCAUGUUGGUGUUGCCUUGUUGUCGAAUAUCCCAGAAAAGGUGCUUGAAAGGAUGAAGAAAAAGGCCAAAGAGGAGCAGGAGCAAGCUAAUAAUGUGAAGCAGGAGUCCAAGCACAAGGGUAAGACAGAGAAAGAGAAGACGGUGGCCGAUGCAGUAAGAGCCAGGCAGGGGACAGGAGGCUCCAGCAAGGCAGCGAAAGCAAGGGCUGUACAGAGAGGCGAAGAUGUCACCAGGAAACGUAUCAAUGCCAUCUUGAAAGAUAUAGAUGAGCAGGAUCAGCCCCAGGUUGUCAAGUUGGGAGACGCCAGCAUCGCAUCACCAUUCACAUCCAAACUCUCAUCGAUUAUAUGUGUGUGUCACAUCAUCAAGCAAGGCAGAUGUACCCUGGUCACCACACUGCAGAUGUUUAAGAUCUUAGCUUUGAAUGCCCUCAUCUUAGCAUACAGCCAGAGUGUUCUCUACUUAGAUGGAGUAAAGUUUAGUGAUGGCCAGGCUACUUUACAAGGGCUAUUGCUGGCUGGCUGUUUUCUCUUUAUAUCACGUUCAAAGCCUCUGAAGACGUUAUCCAAGUCUCGUCCCCUGCCCAAUAUCUUCAACCUCUACACCGUCUUGACAGUUUUGUUGCAGUUUGCAGUCCACUUUGCAUGUCUUAUCUUUCUAGUAUCUGAAGCUAAGGCAAGAUCUCCACCAAGGGAAAAGAAGUUUGUAGAUCUUGAAAAAGAAUUCCAGCCAAACUUACUGAAUAGCAGUGUCUAUAUUAUAUCCAUGAUGUUGCAAGUCAGCACUUUUGCAGUCAACUACAAGGGCCAUCCAUUCAUGGCUAGCCUGAAGGACAAUAAGCCCUUGCUCUACAGCCUGUUGAUAUCAGGCAUUGCUAUCAUAGCACUCACCACGGGUAUCAUUCCGGAGAUAUCACAGCAGUUUGAGAUUGUAGAGUUUCCUGCAGAGUUUCGUGCAGUGAUGCUCCAGGGUCUCUUUGCUGACAUGGUAGCUGCCUUAAUCAUAGACAGAACUCUGCAAUUCUUCCUCGGAUAUGCCACACUGAAGACUGGUUGAAACACUUUUUGUAGUGUGAAGUAGAAUGUGUAGAGGGGCUAGGUCUAGGAACUAGUCUCAUAGAAUCUGUAGAAUUAGUAUUACUUCAAGUUUAGCCUGGGGGUUAGUCAUACGGGUAACCCAAAAUCAUUGGUAUUUAGAUCUCGGUGGAAGACAUUGUGGCUAAAUUCUCUCUCCCUAUAUGUAGUUGAAUAAAGUAAACCUGUAAACUUGUUGCAGUUAAAAAGUAAAAGAACUAACGAAUUAAUAUCUGGAGUAUCCACUCAGAUGUUUUCUUAAAAGUUCAUAUAUUCCUCAAUUCAUUAAAACUUAUUUGGUUUAACCACUAUUUUAUAUAAGAGUUCCACGUGGAGUUCCCUUGUUAUCAGCCAGGUUAAUAGUAAUUGUACUUCUGUACAUGCCAAGCUAAAUGUUCGAUUUGUAAAGUUGUGUUUACCCAAAUGUCCAUGGCAUUUUUCUCUCACUGUACAGGGAGUCCCCCUAGAAAAUGCAACCCAAAGUAGAAUGUAUUUUCUAACGAUUUUCAAAAAUCAGCAACUUCAGUUGAACAUGUGCAAUUUACGUCGGUCUCUUUGUUAAGGUGCUGAUCGUAUUUACUCAGUAGACAAUAUUAAUCACAUUGAAGCAUUUCAGGAUCCAGUUUGUUAAUGGAAAGUUAAAGGGGUUUGAACAUGACACAACAAAACCCUGCUCAGUGCAGUAUCCUCUCCAAUUAUCUCAUGUGAUCAAGAGUUUUCAAUGGGAAUGACUUCGGGAGAAAAUGAAUGUGGACUUUGGGUUGUGUUUUUUCUUUUGGGACACACUGUAUAUUUUGACUGGCCUUUCAGUCUUCAAAGCUAAUGUACACACUUUGUAACAUACAAAAAAUUGGACUGCUUAAUUUAUUAUAAUAGUAAGUAAUAGUGUCAUUAUGUAAAAUUCUUUCACCUGGAAAGCUGUUUUUUUGGGAAGGGGAUAAAAAAGCAUUUUGUAUCGUUCUCCAAGAACCGUCUACAGGAAAAAGAUAAUCGAUGACUCACGGUGUCGUGUUGCUGGUAGCGACGUUUCGGCUGCUGGUGCUGCUAGCCUUCAUCAGGCAACUGAAGUCUGGAUGCUGCAGAGAUAUACCGCUGGACUGCGUCCUCCGCGUUUCUCGCUCUUCUGUUAACCUUCUGUUAACCUUUUUCCUGUAUUUGUCAUCCACCGCGGUGAUUAUGUUUAUCUCUUCUAAGAACCGUCUAGACAAAUGGUAUUUGGAAGAAAAACUUGUAUAAACACAUUUACUGCCUCUGUCAAUGGGUACCUUGCAUCAUUCUCGCCCCUUGUGGUCCAUGUGUUUUUGCAAGACAAAUUAAGCGAGUUAUGCUUUGAUGAAAACUGUGCAGCUACAUCAGGGAUAUGGUAAACCGCUUUUCUCUCGCUCUUCUGUUAACCUUUAUUGACAGGCUGUUAGGAACAGGUACAUACAACUUAGGCAAAUCUAGGAGUUAGAAUACUAGGUUGUUUAACCUUUACUUGUGCCUUAAAAAUCAUACAUAUUCAUUCAAGUACAUAUGAGUUUUUAAUCGUAUAUUCAGGUUAUAUAAGUUAUAAGUUUACAUAUAAAUUAUAUGUGCAUGUAUCACAUACCAAUUUAAGUCUUGCAUGUCUUACAGGUCAGCAGAAGUGCGAGAGAAUGUUUGUCACCUUGUCCCAAAUACAAUUAGUGAAAAGCAAACACUGUUUUUCUCAAUUUUUCUCCAGCAGUAAUAAACGAAUACAUGUAUGAAAGAAGCAAAUGGAAUGAUAGACACUAUAUUAAAAGCAAGUGCCAUUACCUUCAGUGUGCCCCUCUUA
Messenger RNA from Acanthaster planci (crown-of-thorns starfish), 5439 nucleotides. Its product is annotated as endoplasmic reticulum transmembrane helix translocase-like. Gene Ontology annotation, biological process: extraction of mislocalized protein from ER membrane; intracellular calcium ion homeostasis; transmembrane transport. Gene Ontology annotation, cellular component: endoplasmic reticulum membrane. The record is from RefSeq and is a predicted model, not a curated record. NCBI's taxonomy places the organism in Eukaryota, Metazoa, Echinodermata, Asteroidea, Valvatida, Acanthasteridae. Gene Ontology annotation, molecular function: ATP binding; ATP hydrolysis activity; ATPase-coupled monoatomic cation transmembrane transporter activity.